Messenger RNA from Cryptotermes secundus, 793 nucleotides. Its product is annotated as histone H3.3-like. Gene Ontology annotation, cellular component: nucleosome. The record is from RefSeq and is a predicted model, not a curated record. The transcript is spliced from 2 exons. Bases 265 to 678 code for a protein of 137 amino acids. Gene Ontology annotation, molecular function: protein heterodimerization activity; structural constituent of chromatin; DNA binding. Lineage: Eukaryota; Metazoa; Arthropoda; Insecta; Blattodea; Kalotermitidae.
UUGGCUGAAAGACUGAAUAGUGUGGCCGUUGCUAGGGUACGGCAAGGUAAACAUAUUUCCACAGCAACGAAUCAACACUCAACAAUGGGGAAUCUGUUAUAACUAAUGUUCUCUUUCUUGUCCGCUUCAAAGCUAUAUAACGAGGAACUGCGGGAGGUUCUGGUGAAUUUGACUUUGGUUCUGGUGUAGUCACGUGAAUAUAUUAGCGGCAGUUUUAGUGACGUUUUGGGUAUAUACUCGUACAUUAGAAAAUUAGCUUGAGAGAUGGCACGUACAAAGAAAGCGGCGUUUUAUCACAAAGGUGGAAAGAGGCCUCAAUCAAACUUUGGGAUGAAAAUAGCUCAAUUUAGUGAGCCUUCCAAAGGAGGAGUGAUGAAACCCCAUCGUUACAAGCCAGGUACUGUGGCUCUUCGAGAAAUUAGACGCUACCAGAGAUCUACAGAUUUGCUGAUCCAUAAGAUGCCAUUCCAGCGUCUCGUUCGUGAGAUUGCACUAGACUUCAGGUCAGACAUCCGCUUCCAGAGUGCUGCCAUAGCUGCUCUUCAGACAGCCAGUGAGGACUACUUGGUGGCUAUUUUUGCAGACACUAACUUGUGCGCUCUUCAUGCCAAGCGCGUUACCAUCAUGCCUAAGGACAUGCAGCUUGCUCGACGAAUCCGUGGCAUGCCUCUGCAGUAGAUGACUGAAGUCAGGAGGACCAUUACAGGUAACAUGCCAUUCACAACAUGCUCCGUCACUCGACCACAUCGAUGCCACCGUUCGACAAGGAAUUCCAUAUGAGAUACACGUCCAU